AUUGUGAAAUUAUUAAUAAUAUGCGGAGAUAUCAUGUACUUCACAAUACAUGAAAUUGUGGGUGCUUUCAAUAACUCCGGUUGACACACAGAAAUGGAGGUAUAAAGAGGAAGGUAUAUCGUUAAUUGAUAUAUUUAUUUAAUGAUAAUACCAAACAAAAAUGCAAUUUCUUUGGCUACUCUUCUCUAACUUCUUUCUCCAUUCUAUCUUGGCAGCGCCUUCAACAGGGUUUGCGGCCAAAAGAGGCUUCCCAACAGAACCAUCUAACGAUCCCUUUUAUUCUGCUCCUCCAGGAUUUGAAUCACAACCUCUAGGUGCUAUCUUGAAAAGUCGUAAGCAAGAACACACUUUUGGGAUAGUUGUUAUUCCAGAGAAGAUUGAAGGUGCUUAUCAAUACUUAUUCCGUUCGGAGGACAGUUUUGGAAACCCCAUUGCCGCUGUUGCCACCCUCUUCAUUCCAAAAAAUGCUGACCCAAAUAAGUUAUUGUCUUACCAAGUAGCUGAAGAUGCAUCCGAUAUUGAUUGCUCUCCAUCGUAUGCUAUGCAACUAGGAUCAAACCCAGGUACCAUUGUUACAGCUCAAAUUGAACAAUUAUUGGUUCAAGGUGGAUUAAAUCAAGGUUGGUAUGUUGUGGUGCCUGAUCAUGAAGGACCAAAAUCUACCUUCGUUGCCGCACACUCUGCAGGUAAAAUUGUGUUGAAUGCUAUUCGGGCGGUUAUCCAAACCAGUAAUACUACUGGGCUCAGCAGCGACCCAACUAUUGCACUUUGGGGGUAUUCUGGUGGAUCGUUGGGUACAGCGUGGGGUGCUAUGUAUUAUAAAUCAUAUGCGCCAGAGCUUAAAAUUGUUGGAGCAGCACUUGGUGGUAUCAUUGUUGAUAUUGAUCAUAUCGCUAGAUAUAAUCUUGGAACACUCUUCGCAGGCUUUAUUUUUACAGCAAUUAAUGGAUUAUCUCAUGAAUACCCUGACUUUAAUGAUUAUAUUAACAAGAAUGUGUUUCCAUCUCAGCUUGACUAUUUGAGAAAGACUAAUACACUUUGUUUACUCGGUGAUCUUUUGUCUUACCCAUUUGUGAAACUUGAGAAAUUCAUUUCUAUUGGGAUUAAUGCAUUGGAUGACCCUGUUGUCAAGAAUGUCACAUCUUUAAACAAUGCAUUGUUGAGUGACCUUGUCCCAGAUAUACCAUUAUUCUUUUACGAUUCCAUCCAUGAUGAGAUUGUACCAGCUUCUGAUACUGACUUGUUGUAUAAUAAAUGGUGUGCUGCAGGAGCUCCAAUUUCGUAUCGACAAGAUGAAGUUGGUGGGCAUAUUACACAAGCAGUAUUGGGGGCCGGAGACGCAUUCGAAUUUGUUAAGGCUAGAUUGAACGGUACUCCAGCACCUCAAGGAUGUAACAAGGUUGUUGCUGUUUCCAAUGUUUUUUCCCUUACUGACUUGAAUGGGUUAGGCAGUAUUAUUGUUGCUGCCAUUAAGGAUUUGUUUUUGCAACCUCUUGGACCCUUCUGGAUGCAAUAGGUAAGUAGGUACUUAAUCAGUAACAUGUGAGUUUUCUGAAGGUGAAAUAACAAAUAUGCCAAUACCC
This is a messenger RNA of [Candida] anglica, 1583 nucleotides long. The record is from the annotation of a GenBank genome assembly. Lineage: Eukaryota; Fungi; Ascomycota; Pichiomycetes; Serinales; Debaryomycetaceae.